This is a messenger RNA of Diabrotica virgifera virgifera (western corn rootworm), 12577 nucleotides long. Its product is annotated as zinc finger protein 271-like. The coding region runs from base 226 to 2148 and encodes 640 amino acids. The record is from RefSeq and is a predicted model, not a curated record. NCBI's taxonomy places the organism in Eukaryota, Metazoa, Arthropoda, Insecta, Coleoptera, Chrysomelidae. The transcript has 2 exons.
AUAAUAUAUAGUAUUACCAGAUGUGCCAUGCGAGACGGACUUGCAUAGCAUUGAUGUAAAGUCCGCUUAAUCUACAAGGAACCUGACCUACAACUUUUUGUGUUGGUAUGAUGUGACUUCACCUGGUAUGACGUAUGACAUGACGUGCAAUGCCAACGUUGUUCGUGUUUGUUUGGACUGAUUAGUGAUUGUGCCAUUUAUUUUUAUUUAUAAUUUAUAAAAACAAUGAAUUUUGGAUCAAAUAUGGAAAUAAAUCAAGAAGCUAGUGAGAAAACUUUUAAAAUAAAAGUAGAAAAUGAAGACACCUGUGUUGGUCCCUUGGAUGCUUUCAAAAUUGAAAUUGCAGAAGAACCCAAGAGAGAACCCGCAUAUGACCACGCAUUUGGUUAUUUAGACUCAAAUGAGUUUCCGGUAAAAACUGAAGUAGAACAAGGUGAAUAUAAAUUUACACCCUUUGAAGACAAGCAAACAACAGAUGAAGAAAGUUGUUCCCAGGAGGAAAACCAAAUGAAAAUUAUGGAUACGUUAUAUUCAUAUCAUAAAAGAACAUAUACAGAUCAUCUAAUUGAAGGAAAAAUGUUAAAUAAAAAUGUGAACGUUGAGACUGCUGGACAUACAUCUUACAAAUGUGAAAUUUGUUUCAAGCAAUUUACUGCAAAAAGUAGUUUAAAAACUCAUUUGAGAGUGCACACUGAAGAAAAACCGUUCAUGUGUGAAAUUUGUUUAAAACAGUUUAGUCAAGCAGGUUCUUUGAAAAAACACUUGAGAGUGCACACUGGAGAAAAACCGUACAAGUGUGAAAUUUGUUUUAAACAGUUUAGUGAAUCAGGUAGUUUGAAAAGACAUUUGAGAGUGCACACUGGAGAAAAAACGUUUAAGUGUGAAAUUUGUUUAAAGAAAUUUAUUACAACAAAUGGUAUGAAGAAACACUUGAGAGUGCACACUGGAGAAAAACCGUACAAGUGUGAAACUUGUUUUCAACAGUUUGGUCGAGAAGGUGCUUUGAAAACACAUUUGAGAGUGCACACUGGAGAAUCACCCUACAAGUGUGAAACUUGUUUUAAACAGUUUUGUCAAGCAGGUGCUUUGAAAAAACACUUGAGAGUGCACACUGGAGAAAAACCUUACAAGUGUGAAAUGUGUUUUAAACAGUUUAGUGAAUUAGGUAGUUUGAAAACACAUUUGAGAGUGCACACUGAAGAAAAACCGUUCAUGUGUGAAAUUUGUUUAAAACAGUUUAGUCGAGCAGGUUCUUUGAAAAAACACUUGAGAGUGCACACUGGAGAAAAACCGUACAAGUGUGAAAUUUGUUUUAAACAGUUUAGUGAAUCAGGUAGUUUGAAAACACAUUUGAGAGUGCACACUGGAGAAACACCUUACAAGUGUGAAACUUGUUUAAGACAGUUUAGUAAAGCAAGUAAUUUCAGACACCAUUUGAGAGUGCACACUGGAGAAAAACCGUUCAUGUGUGAAAUUUGUUUAAAACAGUUUAGUCGAGCAGGUUCUUUGAAAAAACACUUGAGAGUGCACACUGGAGAAAAACUGUACAAGUGUGAAAUUUGUUUUAAACAGUUUAGUGAAUCAGGUAGUUUGAAAACACAUUUGAGAGUGCACACUGGAGAAACACCUUACAAGUGUGAAACUUGUUUUAAGCAGUUUUGUCAAGCAGGUGCUUUGAAAACACAUUUGAGAGUGCACACUGGAGAAACACCUUACAAGUGUGAAACUUGUUUUAAACAGUUUUGUCAAGCAGGUGCUUUGAAAAACCAUUUGAGAGUGCACACUGGAGAAAAACCUUACAAGUGUGAAAUGUGUUUUAAACAGUUUAGUGAAUUAGGUAGUUUGAAAAGACAUUUGAGAGUGCACACUGGAGGAGAAAAACCGUUUAAGUGUGAAAUUUGUUUAAAGCAAUUUGUUACAACAGGUGAAAUGAAGAACCAUUUGAGAGUGCACACUGGAGAAAAACCGUACAAGUGUGAAAUUUGUUUUAAACGGUUUAGUAAAUCAGGUCAUUUGAAAACACAUUUGAAAGUGCACACUGGAGAUAAACCUUACCAGUGCGCUAUUUGUUUAAAGCAAUUUAGUGAAAAAAGUAAUUUAAAAGUACACUUAAGAGUGCACACUGGAGAAAAACCGCUCAAAUGUUAAAUUUGUUUUAAACAGUUUUCUACAGCAAGUAGUUUGAAACAUUUGAAAUUGCACAAUGACACUGAAGUUAAACUUAACCUUCGGAGUACGGAGAUUAUUUGACUUACUUAGAUUACGAAGAUGGGUCAAGCGUGACCCAUUCUCAUUUUAUUUAUAAGGAUGUUUUAAAUAGUCAGUAUUAAUAAACAGUAUCUUUAAUUCAACAAAAAACAAACAAACAUAACCAUUAUAAUCCUAAAUUAUUGUAUUUAAAUUUUUUAAGAUGGUUUCCCAUGGGUAUACACUAGUUCGCUCCGGCGGCCAGAUUUUAAUACCUUACAGAAAACGGGCAUAGGUAAAUUCGCUCCGGCCAUAUAUUUGAAUAGGUAUACCCGUAAACAGAGACGGCUGCGAUUUACGUGUACCUACAAACAUAUUAAAAAUAUUUUUCGAAAUCCGAAGACCGGGUCAGGACUGACCCGGCAUCAUAUAUGUUACGUAGAGGAAAAACUGUAAUUUGCAUGUUCACGAAUUAUAUACGAAAAAAUAGACUGAAACAAAUAAGGAGAACUUACGAUCAAUCGGAUUUGUAAAAAAAUUAUUUCAUAAAAUAUUAAGAAAUAAGUGAAUUUCGGGUCACGCUUGACCCAGUCUUCGUACUCCGAAGGUUAAGGAGUGUGAAAUUUAUUUAAAACAAUUGAAUCGGUCAUUCCAAAAAGUGCUUAAGUCCACAAUUUUGAGACACUAACUUUUUGAGCGGAAUCGAUUUCUUUAAGAUAAAUUCACAUUGUGUGCAAAAACGACUCCAGUACGUAUAGAAUAAUAUGUCGAAAUAUUCUACCAAAAUUAAAGGUCUGUCCAAGAACAAUAUGAGUCCAGGGCGUAUGCAGUUUUUGUGGUUAAUUUAUAAACAUAAUUUUUGCCUAAUGAUAGAUAUUUUGGGGCGCUGAAAUCAAAAAUUAAGAAGCGGGACAGAAUUUAUGUGCCAGAACAAUAUUAUUCCCUUAUGGCUGGAGCUGGGACACAUUCCAUUUUUGAGAUAGACACGUCAGAUAUUGGAUUAUCGUAAUUGGUGACCAACACCCUAAUAACACCAAACAUUCCAUGUAUGUUCCUAGAAUGUACACACAGGACAUUGAAAACAUUUGUUAAAUGUCCUCAAAAGCACAAGAAUGUCCCCUAAAUGUAACAGGAAAGUCCUGUGUCAGCAUUUUAAACAUUCCUUGAAUGUCUUGUUGGAACAUUCCAUGAAUGUCUACGAAUGUUCUUUGGACAUUGACAGUAUAUUUUUAGACAGUCCCUGGAUUUAGUCGCUGAGGUGACAUAAUACCUCCGAUUUGUUUUUUCUUGAGUUUUGUAAGAGAGACUAAAAACUUUUUUUACAGUCACCUCCUGUUUUCAUAUGAUAUUUUUUGACAUGUUUUGUAGUAAAUUCAACUAUCUAUUUACUACAAAACAUGUCAAAAUUUACAUGUGAAAACAGGAGAUGACCCUAAAAAUGGUUUUUCGUCUCAUACAAAAUUCAUGACAAAGCAGAUAAGAGAUAUUGUGACAUCACCGACGAUAUACCAGAAGUAUAUGUGGCCAUACCAAAUAAUACAUCCUUGAUAAAUAUAAACAUUUUUAUUACACAAAAUCUUGUCAUAUUUUUUUCCACAAUUAUCACUACGAUGAUGAUUGAUUGUAUUGAAUUGUACAUUACAAUUAUAAUCUGGUCAUAAAUGAGCAAUUUUAAUUUAACCUAAAUUACUACUGUUCUUUAAAAUGAAGAGCUUACCCCAUGGCGUCUCUUAUCUAAUCUAACAAGAUCGUGCACUAUUUUAACAUGCUCAGGCACACGAGCACUAUGCUCUGCUUUUCACUAUCACCUAUCACUCAAACUAGUUCAAAAGGCUUUGUCCUCUUUAAUCUUCUAGUUUGCCCAGUAGUAUCGAGGAGCUGGAUUUACUCAAUAUUGUCAUACUUAUAAAGUUGUUGCUCGUGACUUCCUGCCAUCUUCUUGAUGAUUAUAUUCAGGUUCCAUUUCUAGGUCCUUAUGGAGAUCACUGUUUGUCACAUACCAAGGAGCAUCUACAAUAUUUCUCAGUAUUUUGUUCUGGAAUCUUUGCAUAAUUUUUAUAUUACUUGGUCUAGUAAGUACACCCCCAUAGUGAGCAUCCAUAAGUCCAUACAUAUCUUAAUAUUUGUUUAUAAAGUAAUAACUUAUUAUGCAUCGUCAAUGUGGAGUUUAUUCCAACUAGAUAAUACACUUUUAUCUAUCUUUAUUUUGCCUUUCAUAGCCACAAGGCUAUACGUUUCCUACCUGGUUUUUUUGUAGACCACUUUCAGCUGAUUCUAAAAAAAAUAAAAUGGAUGGUAAUUUUUCUAUUCUUUACAAUUAAACAUCAAAAGAAAUAGGUAAUAAUAUGCAUAAAUAAUUCGUAUAAAGAAUAAAGAAAAUUGAAUACGGAUUUUAUAAUACUUACAUAAUUGUUUAAACAAAAGAGAUCUAGCCAGAGCAAAACUAACAUACAGAACAGCAAAAAAAAGCCACUAAUAAUUCUAAUUUCCAUUUUCCAUCCAAUCAUAAAUUUUUAGGUUAUCGUUAUCAUGAAAUAAUGAAAUGUGAAAAUGUGAUGACCACGCGGCACGCGACCCUACUUACAUAGAACACGGGCGGCAAAUUUGAAAAUGAACGCAAAUUGAAUAGUAAAUGGCCUCACUUAAAAUAUAGGACAUUGGUAGUAUGUUCAUAGAAUGUCUUGUAACAUUCCACCAAUAAUUUAAUCAGAUGUUCACCGAAUGUUCCAAGACAUUCAAACAUUAAUAGAACUUUGAUAGUACAUUCCUGAAAUGUUUUGUGUUUUUAGGGCAUAUUACAAGCGAAACUCCCUCUAUAAUGAAUGCUUAGGUUCAAGGGAACCAAAGCAACAAAAAAAACCUCUUCAUCGUCGUUGAUGUCUUUUGAAUACGAUAAACAUGGAAAAGGUAGAGUUGUGACCCACGAUUUUCGGUUUCACUAGUCAUACGUUUCAUCUUUUCAAAACCAAACGUCCCUGUUGCUACCAACACCAUUAGCUUCUCCAAAUAGUGCUGUAGCCAAUAAUCCCAAAAAGUUGCAGACAUCAAGCAAGUUCAAAACAGCAUUUUGGCAGAAUAUUGAGCCCACCACUGUUCUUGAAUGAACUAUUCAUAUUAACCCAUAUAUUUCUAAUAUUCUUUUUUGUUUUUUUAUUAAAGUUAAAUUUAAAUUGUCUAGAUUAAAAAAAGGUGCUACUAUAGUAUGCGGUCUACCUCGAGAGAGCGAUCUACCUGAAGUUAUUAGUUGUCCAAUAAAGGCAUAUAUGUAGCUCUGUAGAGUCACAAUAUUUCCAGUCCUCUAUCCCCAUGACUUUUUCGGCUUCUUUAUUUGUACACUUCACUGUUUCGUUCACAAUUUUUUCGUCCUCAAACAAGCAAAGGGAGUCAACAGGAUCAUCUACACUUUGACCAGGGGCUAACAUUACUUUGUGCACUUUGCUUUUUAUUAUGUCGCAGGAUAGCAUACGUACUGUCGGUUGUAGUUGACACUUCUCGUUAAUUCCAUCCUUAGUUUCAAAAAUUACACACUCUGAAAUCUGGGAACUUGUAUCUACACAUUCUUCUUCAUUAUCACUCAAUACUACUUGCUGAUCAUCCUCUUCACUUGCUUCCGAAAGAUGAUCUUCAAUUUUAGAGUCACUUUCAAUGACACCUACUGCAGGGAAUCUUCAUCAUCGGAAUCCCAUAAAUUAUUUGCAAUAUCUUGCAGUUCUGCAGCAGAUAAUGGUUUUUGGGACAUUUUAUUCGCACUAUCUACUUUCACUGUAAUUCAAUAUAAUUUUAGGAGCAUAGUUGUCGACACUAACAUCGAUAUCAAACGACUGAUAGCAGAUGCAUUAUUUAUUUCAAAAUAUGUGCAGGUACCUACCCAACAAUAUUAUUGCUUUCCACCAAUGAUUAUCAGUUUUAAAAAUUCAUUUAGAAUAGAUAUAACACCUAUUGUAAGGUAGACAACGUAAUAAAACCAUUUUAAAGUUAAAUUGUGGCUUAUUUUCCAUCUAAAAUAAUAAAUUAUUAAAUUGGAAAUUAUUAUUUCUGAUUUACUUGUACAUAUGUAGUUGACUUAUAAGAAAAAAAUAUCAUGGUAUCUCUACAAAACCAAGGAUUUUCAUAUCCAGAUAGUUUUUUGCAUUUUUCUCGAAAGUUAGUUAACAUGACUCAGUCUGUUUCUGAAAUAAGCUGUUCAAGUGCAUUUUUUUGUUCUUCUUAAUGGCGAUACAUGCUCGUUUUUGUAAUAUUUUAUUUAGUUAUCGAGUAAUUUCCGCAUACGCACAUAUUUCUCAAAUUGGGCUCUGUACCGCCAUUCUUUACUAUAUUACGAAUAUGUGUGCCAAAUAUCUCGACAAAAUCUUAAAAAUUAUAGCUACAAUCAUGGACCGUGUUUUCUGCGCGCUGAUGUAGACUCUUAGGUAAUUUUAUGAGGAAUAAACCGAAUAAUUUUUUUCAUUUAUUUAUAGAUCAAUAAUUCAUCUAUAAAUUAAUGAAAAAAAUUAUUCGGUUUAUUCCUCAUAAAUUUACUUAAAUGGAGCGUUUUUGUGAACUUCCUGAAAAAGUUGAUUUGUGGGUUACAACCUUUUACCUUUCAACUGCCAAUAUACUACAAAGGAAAAACCCAAAAACAAAAAACGAAAACUGGUACGUGUAUUCAAGAGAUGAAUCGAUUUCAUCAAUUGCGAAUUUCUAGUACCGAUCAUAUGCGUCCGUUUUGGGUAGGUCAAUGGAUAUUUUAUCGCAUUAUUUUUUCUGUGUUUAAUUUUGAAGCAUUUUUGACACCAACUUAUUAACUUAUGAGGUAUUCUAGUACUAAAAGUUACUCUUGCUUUAGGUCGGUAAAAUACACCGUUUUUUUUUGAAAAAUUUUACAAAUUUUGCUCAAAUUCAAAAAACGAAACAUUUUCAAAUAGAAGACGGUGUAUCCUACCGACUUAAAGUAAGAGUAAACUAGAAUACCUCACGAUUUAAUAAUCCAGUGUCAAAAAUACUUAAGUCAAAGAAAAAAAGUUAUGCGAUAAAAUAACCGUUGCCCUACCCAAAGAGGACGCAUAUGACCGGUACUAGGAAUUCACAAUUUAUGAAAUCGACUUAUCUCUGGAAGAUAAAUAGACGUACCAGUUUUAGUUUUUCUAAAUAGACAUGUUCUAGAGGUAUUUAAAAAAACUGAUUAAAAGUCACCAUCUUCAAAGAACUCAAGCUUCCUUAUAAAGCAUUUUCGGAGUAGGUGAUUUGGGCUAAUACUUAAUAUUUUGAGCCCAGGAUUCUACAGUUAAAAUAUUUCCAAUUAUGAAUGAAACACCCUGUAUUGUUUUGUUUUAUUUCAUUAUCUUUUAUUUUGUAAUAAUAUUGACGAUUUUUGUAAUUUCAGUAAACUGUAUUUGUUAGUGUUUUGUUCCUAAUCUUUGUAAGCUGUGUCCAUAAAAUUGUAAAGCUUUCAGUGACAAUAAAGCAUAUUUCUAUUCUAUUCUAUACAAGCGUUUUUGCUUCUUUUGUUGAAUUUUUUUUAGCACUAUGCCAUAUCAUUGGUCGAAAAGGUCCCCGCGACAAUCUUCGAUAUGGGGCUCCUGUGGGGCUAGCUACGCCACUGCGUCAAAUAUUGGAUUGUCGUAAUUGGUGACCAACAUAUUACAAGCGAAACUCCCUCUAUAAUGAAUGCUUAGGUUCAAGGGAACCAAAGCAACAAAAAAAACCUCUUCAUCGUCGUUGAUGUCUUUUGAAUACGAUAAGCAUGGAAAAGGUACAGUUGUGACCCACGAUUUUCGGUUUCACUAGUCAUACGUUUCAUCUAUCCAAAACCAAACGUCCCGUGUGGCUACCAAUACCAUUAGCUUCUCCAAAUAGUGCUGUACCCAUUAAUCCCAAAAAGUUGUAGACAUCAAGCAAGUUCAAAACAGCAUUUUGGAAGAAUAUUUCUAUUAAGUCGUCAGCUACGAACGUCACAUCGCUGACGACGCGACGUUCGUAGCCUCUGAGUCAGAUAAUGAAUUUGAUUUUCUUCCAUAAGAUUAUAUUUUAAUAAUUACCAGUUUUUGUAGUUACUGUACUUUGAAAAUAAAAAUAUAAGUGGUUGUAUUUCUGUUUUUUUUUUCGUUUCAUGCAAAAACAGCAUAAGUCCAAUAUUUCAAAAGUAAUUUUCCAAAAAACCUUUAUUUUUUCCGAGACGAUUUAUAGGUCAUUAAGAUUAGGAACAAAAUUACAAUAUCACUUCACUUGGGAUUUUUAGGUCAUCCGUUUCAUCAAUCUUUCAACUAUUUAGUUUUUUGCUCUCCUGUAAAAUUAGGAAAAUGUGACUCGUGUUUUUUUUUAAAUUACCGAUUCAAUUCAAUACAACGUCUCAUUUAAAAGUACAUUUUGCAAAUGCACAUUGAGGAAAAUCCUUAAGGGCCUACAAAAAAUGACGCAAAACGGAAGUGUGUGACUUGGAAACUGUCGUUUUUGUUGGCGUGCAAAAUGCUAGAAUAAUCAGGUUCAGCUUGAUUAUAUCUGUCAAACGUGUUUGAUACGCACUUGAAUUCUAUUAUACACUGUGAGCUCGUACGUAGAGGGGAUAUUUGCAAAUUCGCGAGCGCCAGUAGUGGCAAGUCUGUAAACGUUUACCGGAAAUUUGACAUAAAUGUCAAAGUGAUUAAAUUAAAAUUAAAAACAUUAAUUAUAAAAAAUAUUAGUUGAUCAAAGCUGUGGUAUAUAUUUUUACCUUAAAUACUGAAUUUAAGUUUUUUUUAAUGUUGCGUAAUAUGUAAUUAUAAUUUAAUCUAAAAAUCUUAGCGCCAUCUACACGAUAAUUGUGAAAGUAUCCGAAGUAAGGAAUUCAUAUUUUAUCAAUAGAACGUCAAAAUGAUUAGCAAAAUCUUACAAAUCGAUUACAAUUUAAUUACUUUUUUGCGUUGUAAAUGUUAAGCGAUAACAAUUAAAUAAUAAAUUUAAAAAUUACCGGUGAAAGUUGAAUUAAUAAUCCGCUAGGAGCGCCACCAGCGAAGCUCAGAGCGUAUAGUAAAUCUGAAGUGUGUGUGAUUAGGAUUUAUAAUUGGACUUUUUGAUGUGUAGUUUCGUUUGCAAAAUAUAACUUAAAGUUAUACUUUCGCCAAGACCAAUAAAAAGAUACGUGUGUAUCUUAUUACAACUUUUAAUAAACUCUCGUUGCCAAGCGUCCCACUUGACACUGUUUUCUAAUUGACUAGAAUUAAGCUAGGGUCUGAACAUACCGCCAGCAUUGAAAGAUUAUAAAAAAUAUUUUAAACAUAUAUCGAUAGCAAAUGAUUACAACGUUUUUUAAAUUCAUUAAUCUUACCCCAAGUAGCAAUUUUUCGACGCAUUGGUUGUCAGUACAAACAAAUGCACUGUAUAUAACGUUGCCACAGUGGACUUUCAGUUGUUUCGGCCAACGACCCCUAACCCGACUGACAUUACGAUGUUACAACGAUAAGUAAUACCUUUAGUUAUAUGGGCAACUAAGUUAUUACUAUUGUGACAACUACAUAUCACAGGUAAGUUUUUUCAACAAUCGCAACGACUUAAAAACGUUAUAAUGCUAAACUAAUUUACGCCCAUGGGUUUUCUGGCCGACUAGGUAGUUGUCUCUCACGACCCCAGGACCUUUGUUCUGGAUGUGUGACACGUUUGCGGCAACUUCAGGAGCAAAAAAAGAAUUUACUUUAUAACCUUACUUUUUUCUUAUUAUUUUAUAUUUUAUUUUGCUGGAUUUUUUCGAUUUAUUUAACAACCUGUUUAUUUGUUUUUAUUAGCUGGUUUCUCCAUUGUCCAUUGUUUUAUCAGUAGAUUUGAUAAGCUUAAAUCUUUGUAUCAGCUUUGCUAGACAGGGUUGCCAGGCCAGUUCUUACUCUUUCAGUACUAUUCGUUGCAAGAUAAUUCGGCUAGAACUCCGACAAAAUAUGUACUUUUUGUACAUAUUUUGUCUGAAUUCCAUCCGAAUUAUCUUGCAGCGGAUAGUAGUUUUGCUUUCAAAAAAUCAAUAGAAAUCAGUAGAUUCUUUUUAGGCCCUGUAAAUACAGUAAAACCUGUGUUAACGGUUACCUGUCAAAAUCGGCCACUUGUCGCCCGGUUUCAUAAUCAACUUAAAGUAAACAUUAAGUAAAGUUCACUUUAAAGUUGGCAUUUACCCAUAUAUGAAUUAUUGUGAUAAAGGUAGGUACCAACUUACUUAAAAUUUAAAAUCCACUUUAACUGAUUAUAAAACCGAGCGUUACAAUUAUUUUGAAAAUUCUCCAAACCAAUUAUAUGAAGAUUUCCUUAUUUAGAUCUGGUAUUUACCAGUUUCAUUUCUCUGUCCAUCUAUUAUCAUCAUCUACGUCCUGAAUCUUAUUUUCGGUAAUGACUUUGGGAAAUUGUAACAAAAUGUCUGAAAAUAAUUUAGAAAUGGGGUAAAUACUAUUAAAAAGCAAAUUUUAUUUUAGUGAUAACAAAAUAUUGAAAUAUACCAAACAUCUAAUAAAAAACAUUGCCUACUAGAAUUUUUUAAAUAAUAUCAAAAAUAUACCAAAACAGUAGAUAUCUACUAAAUGUGGCAACGCUGUUAAGGAGAAUGAUGCACUUCAUUGCACUGGUCACAUGAUCUCUGUCACCCAAUAAGAGGGUGCGUUCUAAAGUGGUUGGGAUAGUCGGCCAGGGCCGUGUUUGGUCGGCGAUUGGACUUCUCGGUUGUCUCAUCCGUCUAUGGUUGGUAAUAAGGUAUAUUUUAAGUAAUAUUGGUAAUAUUGUUUAAUGCACCAUUUUGGUUUUUUUGGGAUGUAAAGAAAAUAAAAACACAAAAUAUAAAAAAUGCAGGCAUUCUCUAAUACCUUUAAAAGCACCAUCAAUACAUUAAAUUUAUACAAAACAUCUUUAACAUAAAUUCUGGCUUUUAUAUUAAAAUUAGAUUUUUUAAAUUUGCAUAUUUUUUGUUAAAAAGGUGAUAAAAAAUGAGCGCGUGUGUUUUUUAAAGGUGGAAUAUCCAUAUUUGACGGUAAUCUGAGAUGCGUUUAUAAAUUUCACAUCAGGUAAUUUUGUUUAAGUCCUUAUUUAUGUAUUUAUAUAAAUUUAAAUACCUGAUAUGAUGUCAAAAUAGUUUACUUUUUAUAUAGGUAAAAAAACAUAACCAGUCCGACUCUUUGAGCAACUAUUGCACGCAGGCGCUUUUUAUAGUCGCUUCAGUUGUCUUAUGCAACGCUUAAGGUUGCCUAGGCAACGUCAAGACAACUCAAAAAUCGUCCACCAAAUUAGUGCAGAAUUGGGUCGUCUUCUAGGCAAUAACAACGUUGUAACAAAACGUUGCCACGCGGUAGACAACGUUGUCGCGUCGACAAAUUGCUACUUGGGACGUAUUUAAAAUAACCUAUAAAAGACGUCUAUAUGAUGUAAUGUUCAGACACGUGUAUAUAUUCAACCAAGAACUGACGUUUCCUCGACGUUAUUGACGUCAUUUGGUUGUCUGGGUAAUGGGAAACUAUAUGGAGAUAUAUAAAGUAGACUAAGGGUUUGAUAUGUAGAAGUGGAAGCCUUCUAAAAUUUAAUUUCACUUGCUGCUACUAGGAAUUAUCUCGAACCAUUGUAGGGCAAAUACAUACUUGAACAGUCAAACACAUUGAUAUAAAAACACCCAGGAUAGAACCUAUGAGCAAAAUUCUGGCGUCCAAAGUAGCUGAUAAAAAGUAGCUAAUAACUUGACAUAACAAUGGCCGACUCUUGGUUUCCGGAAUAAUUUCUUGAUUUACCAACAGGAAUGCAUUAAAUUAUUGACAUAAUAUUUCCUUAAUACAUAAUGUUGCCUGUUUUACAAUGUAUUUUACAUUAAAAUAUGUCACCAAAUAAAAUAUUUAUUAUUUAUUAACCACAAAAACACCUGUCAACGCCAACUUCACGUAAGAAAUUGUAAACAGUAUGUGACGUCAGUUCCGUCGCAGAUCAAAUGCAUGUAAAAUGGACAGCCUAAGUCUGACGUCACAAAUGUCACAAAAUUGGGAGGAGCUUAUAUUGGCUCCAAACAAUUUUGUUUGUAACCUUAAAUGGUCAUAAGGAAUUUUUCUUUUAUGUGCUAUGUGUGGCAAAAUAAGACUUCAUUUAGGUAUUUCGUUAAAGAAACCUGUUAAUUAAGAGAUUUUUAUUCGUUUUUGCUCAGGUGGUUUUUAUUCCUUAGUGAUUGAAAAUAAACAUAACCUCAAAACUGUUUACAUUCUAAUCAUUGCAUUAAAUUAACUCACCUGGGCAAAAACGAAUAAAAAUCUCUUAAUUGGCACGUUUCUUUAACUAAAUACCUAAAUGAAAAGUCUUAUUUUGUCACACAAACCACGUAAACAAUAAAUUAAAAAUUCCUUAUGAGUGUUUAACAUUAUAAACAGAAUUGUUUGGAGCCAAAUAUAAGCUCCUCCCAAUUUUGUGACGUCAAGACUUAGGCUGUCCAUUA